Phymastichus coffea is the source of this 5633-nucleotide messenger RNA. Its product is annotated as ATP-binding cassette sub-family C member 4-like. The record is from RefSeq and is a predicted model, not a curated record. Gene Ontology annotation, molecular function: ATP binding; ATP hydrolysis activity; ABC-type transporter activity. Gene Ontology annotation, cellular component: membrane. The transcript has 17 exons. Gene Ontology annotation, biological process: transmembrane transport. The coding region runs from base 473 to 4474 and encodes 1333 amino acids. NCBI's taxonomy places the organism in Eukaryota, Metazoa, Arthropoda, Insecta, Hymenoptera, Eulophidae.
GCUGACGUUGCGUUUAACGCCAUGCAGCAUAGCCUUGCCACUAGCGACGAUAUCUUUGGCUUGGCAGUGGUGAGCCAGUCGCGAGUUACUUCGCGUCUCACCACGACCGCGCGUUGCUGUGAUUUUUUUCUCCAUGCUAACAUACGGAACGAUUGUUUUGCUUCUUUCGAGCGCUAGUGUAGCAUUGUUUUUGCGAUAUGUUAAGUAGAUGCAAUUAUCAUAAACCGAUCGUGUAUCUAAAAGUUCGCGAUUGAAAGUAAGUCACGCGAUAAAAUAAUCAAGCGAGUGCAUAGAAUAUACUUCAAACGAAUCGUAUAGUUACUUAAUCGACCAAGAAUUUUUAAGUUUCGUUUGUCUUUUUCGUGUUUGAAAAUUGAUAAAUAGUAAGAGUAUGGCGUCGUGAUCGUACUUUUAGAACAUUUUUGCAAUCGUGAAAAUUUCUGAACCGUUGGUAUUUUGACUAAGUUGUAAAAUGGAUACCGGGCAGAAAUUCGAUACUCCAAAUCCACGGUUAAAGGCCAAUUGUUUGAGCAAAUUACUGUUUUGCUGGAUAUUUCCUACGUUUUGGUAUGGAAAGAAAAAUGACCUUCAACCAAAGGAUCUUCACAAUGUUUUACCAAAUGAUGCCAGCCAAUUGCUCGGUGAUAAAUUAGAAAGAAGCUGGAAAAAAGAACUCGACAAUGCUACUAGGAAAAAACGAAAACCGAAGCUUCAGAAAGCUAUUGAAAAAACUUUUGGCUGGUCUUUUAUGCACUUGGCAAUUUACAUCGCUUUUAUGUCUCUCGUCAUUAAACUCUUACAGCCGUAUAUGUUAGGUCUUUUAAUUCGUCAUUUUUCACCAAGAUCCAUAACAACAUUAGAUGAUGCAUUGGUUUUUGCUUCAACUGUAAUCGUAUUAACUGUACUAGAAUCAAUAGUACUCUGUCAAACAACUUUUCAUGCCCGCGAGCUUGGUAUGCGACUCAGGAUUGCGUGUUCGUCUUUGAUCUACAGAAAAAUACUGAAGCUGUCAUGUGCUUCGGCAAGUAAAGUUGCUGGUGGAUUGGCGAUAAACAUUCUAUCCAAUGAUGUCGUGAGGCUUGAAAAUUAUUUUGUAUUUCUUCAUUACAUUUGGUUGAUGCCAAUACAAGGUGUUUUGGUAGGCUACCUCAUCUGGAGAGAUAUGGCUACGGCUGCAAUUGUCGGAGUAUUGUUCAUGGCAUUGCAAACUGUCCCUUUUCAAUUAUACUUUGGUAAAUUGAUUCAUGGACUUAGAAGGAAAAUUGCAGUCAGAGUUGACCGCAGAGUAUUAUUGAUGAACGAACUCAUUAGCGGCAUAUGCGUCAUUAAGAUGUAUACUUGGGAACCUGUAUUUGAGGAACUAGUUGUUCUUGCCAGAAAGCACGAACUAGACGUUAUUGCAGUGGCCAAUUAUUUGAAGGGAACAACGUGGGCUUUAUUUUCAUACGCUCAACGUACAGCAUUGUUCAUUACCAUUUUGGUAUAUGUUUUAUUGAAUAAUGUGAUCACUGCCGAGAAAGUUUUUGCUGUAGCCCAAUAUUAUGGAACAAUGCAAGUCAUCAUGGCUGCUUUAUUUCCUAAAGGUUUACAUUUUUACCUUGAAGCUAGAGUCUCAGUUAAUCGUGUGCAGCAUUUCCUACUUCUGGAAGAAACGGAAGAUAAAAAUAAAUCAUCAAAAACGUUGGAACAAGAAGGUAGUAGAGAUGGUAGUAUAGAAAUAAAGAAAGUUACUGCCUCUUGGACUGAUGAUGCUAUUGCCAACACUCUUUACGACAUCAACGUCAAAAUCUCAAGUAAAACUUUAUGUACAGUUGUUGGACCAGUUGGAGCUGGAAAGAGUUCUUUUUUAAAAUUAAUCCUAGGAGAAUUUCGACCGAGCACUGGUCAAACCUUCACCAAAGGAACUGUGUCUUACGCAAGUCAAGAAGCUUGGCUUUUCAAUGGUUCAGUGAGGAAUAAUAUUCUCUUCGGUCAACCAUACGAUGAAGUGAAGUAUGCAAAAGUUACAAGAGCUUGUUGUUUACUUCAAGACUUCGAACAGCUGCAAUACGGAGAUAAGACUUUUGUAGGAGAAAAAGGCUCAUUAUUAAGUGGAGGACAGCAAGCCAGGGUAAAUUUGGCAAGAGCUGUGUAUAGAGAUGCCGAUAUUUACCUCUUAGAUGAUCCACUUUCAGCUGUUGACACACGAGUUGCGAAAUAUCUUUUUGAAGAUUGUAUUAAUGGGUACUUAAAAAAUAAAACUCGUAUUUUAGUUACUCAUCAAGUACAAUUUUUAAAGAAUGCAGAAAAUAUUAUUUAUUUGGAUGAGGGAAAAGUAGAAUUUCAAGGAAACUAUAAUGAUUUUCAAAAAUAUAAGCAGCAUAUCCACCAUACGGAAAAGAAUGAGUCGCUUGAAAGGCAACUGUCGGAAGAUGCGACUUCAAUGAUUGAAGAAGACGGUACUUUGAAUAUUCCACCACUUAUGGUAAAUGAAAACGAAGAUGAACCAAAACAGACUGAGGAAUUAAUUGAACAUGGAAAAGUAAAGAAUUCUCUCUAUUGGAAAUAUUUUCAAACAAGCGGAUCAUACCUUUUACUUUUCGUACUAAUUCUUAGCGUUAUCAUUGCUCAAAUUCUGGCCAAUAGUGCUGAUUUAUGGGUAGCCCACUGGGUUGGUUUAGAAGAAGUUUACGCAAAAAAUCUGACAAAUGAAAACACAAACGAAACAAAUAAUACUACAUUAAAAUCAAUUUCAGAAUCUAAUAUUACUUCAAAUACAACGUUAAAUGCAAAGAUUCCUGAAGACUUGGAUAGAAAUUUUAUGAUAUAUGUGUACGGAGUUUUAGUUUUGGGAAGCGUUAUCAUGUCUACUUACAGAAAUAUUUUGUUAUUUAAGAUUUGUAAACGUAUUAGCUAUAAUGUUCAUAAUAGGAUGGUUAGUUGCAUAAUGAAUGCUCCUAUGAGAUUUUUCGAUGCAAACUCUUUGGGACGUAUUAUCAAUCGCUUUUCAAAGGAUCUAGGUGCUGUAGAUGAAAUUCUUUCUCUUGCAAUGGUGGAGUCAUUGCAAGUGGGUUCAGUACUCGUUGGUACAUUGAUACAAGUACUUAUGAUUAAUUGGUGGAUGGGUCUUCCAGUUAUAAUUAUGGCGUUUCUACACUAUAAUAUCGCAGUGAUGUAUUUAGCCACUGCUCGUAGUAUUAAGAGAUUAGAAGGCAAUGCCAAAAGUCCAGUUUUAUCUCACGCUAACUCAUCUUUGAGAGGUUUGCUAACCAUUCGUUCAAAUAGAGCAGAAGCAAUGGUUUCUAAAGAAUUUGAUAAUCUCCAGGAUGUUCAUACGUCUAGUUAUUCCUUGGUAUUAUCUACCACAACCGCAUUUGGUCUUUGGAUUGACAUAGUAUCUGUUGCAUUCGUCGCAGCCGUUACUUUUAGUUUCACUACAAUGAGCCAGUCUAUAGUUUCUGCCGAAAGCGUUGGUCUUGCAAUUACUCAAGCUUUGGUUCUAACUGGAGUAUUACAACAUGGUAUGAAGAUGGCUGGAGAGAUGAUAACGCAGAUGGUGGCAGUUGAACGCUUGUUCCAAUUUACUAAAUUAGAUCAAGAAGGUCCAUUUGACAGCGAACCUAAUAAAAAACCAAAUAAAGGCUGGCCCAGUAACGGAGAAAUCAAGUUUGAUCAUUUAUAUCUUCGAUACACCGAUUCGGUCGAUCCCGUUUUAAGGAAUCUUAAUUUCAAUGUGAAACCUGCAGAGAAGGUUGGUAUAGUAGGAAGAACUGGUGCUGGAAAAUCUUCCUUAAUAGCUGCUUUGUUCCGUCUUGCUAAACUUGAAGGCAAAUUAUAUGUAGAUGAAGUGGAUACAAGUAGUAUAGGUUUGCAUGAUUUACGUAGCAAUUUGUCUAUCAUUCCUCAAGAGCCAAUGCUCUUCUCUGCUUCUCUAAGAGACAAUCUCGAUCCUUUUCACGAUUUCGACGAUACAACUCUCUGGGCGGCUUUGCAAGAUGUUGAGCUUAAUAAAGCUUUUAUGUCGUUGGAUCAAUUGAUCGAUCAAAGUGGUAGCAACUUGAGUGCUGGCCAACGGCAAUUGCUGUGCCUCGCUCGAGCUAUAGUAAAGAAAAACAAAGUACUUGUAUUAGACGAAGCAACAGCUAAUGUCGAUCCUGUCACUGAUGCUCUGAUACAGAGGGCAAUAAGAUCAAAUUUUAAAGAGUGCACUGUCUUAACAAUUGCACACAGAUUGAACACAAUUAUGGACAGUGAUAAAGUUUUGGUUAUGCAUCACGGUCAAAUAGCAGAAUAUGAUCAUCCUCAUUUACUAUUACAAAAAAAUGAUGGCUAUUUUAAAAAAAUGGUGCAGCAGACGGGUCCUGCUAUGGCAGAACACCUUCGGAGUAUUGCUGAAAAGGCUUACAAUGAUGGAUCUGCAAAUCUUGCUAGUAUAAAUCAAAUUAUUAAAAAUAAAAACAGUGGAAUACAAAGCAUUGAACAAUGUCAAACUUAAUUUUAUGGUUUCACACAAACAUUCAAUUGUACACUAGUAUAUUUUUAUACAUUGUUUUGAAUUGAAGCAGACCACCAUGUUCUACGUAGCAUCGAUACCCAAAAUUUUAUUUUUAAUAUUUUUCUAUUUGAUCUGCAGGAAGAAAUAAAGUAAAAUUAAUGAAGGAUUAGAAAGUAAUUAAUAAGAGACGCACAAUAAUAAAACGAGUAGUUAUGGGAAAAAGCCUGCAAGGUACAAAAAAAUCCAUUUUAUUUUAUGAAAAACAAACUAAUUAUUAUAUAAAAUAUUGAAAUUAAAAUUAACACUAAUCAUAAUUACUGAGUGACAAUAUUUGCACAAUACACACCGAACCUGUUUAGGCCACGUGUUAGCGAUAAAGGUGUACUUGACCACGUGAUAUUGAGAAUGUCGAUUUUCAGUGAAUAAAUAGAAAUGACGUUCGUACAUACAUUUAUGCAUUAAGCAAAAUUUUGAUGUCUGAAGCAUGAAUUUGAUUAUAAGUACAAGUAAAUUUUGUUUUCGCGCAGAACACGUUAAAGAUUUUGCCUGAAGGGCUUUAAUUAUAAUAUAAAAUCCGAAAAGUUUGCGAAAUAAGUUCUUUUGCUACUUUUGUUUCCACUGGACAGGAAUGGCUGCGAUUUGAAUGAAUAAAAAUCUUAAACGCGCUCGCAUGCCGAAGGUUUGAGACAUCGCGAAUUGUCAUACAUACACUAAUAUAUUAUAAAGCGUUACGAUGUAACAUACUAUUCUCUAAUAAAAUCAAGUUACAGUGUUUGUGAUAUUAUAUUGUAAAUAAAUUAUUUUAACGAGUAUAAGUGGAUUCAAUUUUCUUAAAUAUUUAGUUUUUAUAUGAAUUUGAAAGUUUUUACAAAUUUAUCGUUUCAAAAAUCUUAUAUACUUGAAAAAGACUUGAAAUUUUGCGUAAAGCAUCACUUUUCGAACUGACAAGGAGACGAUCCAACUACAUUACUACGUUGAUAUUGAUUAAAAUAAACUAACAUUUAUAUUUUUUUGCAGUAUUCAUAACUUAUACGUUAUAAAAAAAAAGAAUUAUAAUGACUUUUCUGCAGUUAAAAAUGUAUAAAAUCUCUAAAAUAAUUUUUAUCUUGUUCUUAAAUCUUAAAAAUUUGUUAAUACUAUAUAUAAGUACGUAUUAUCA